AUGUUGAGUUGGGAGGCAAGAACACAGAUUCAACAACUCUGGGAUUUGAUAUCUUUAGGGGAUGAUGUUUGCAUAUCGGCUAACAAGGCUAAGUCGUUCAAGAAGGAAGUCUCCGAAUUGGAGUCGUUAGUUAAUCGACUAUCGCAAAUGCUGAAAACCCUGCUUUGUUUCGUUACUUCAAUGCAUAAUUCCCUUUACUUGCGCCCACUUCAUUGCAUAGUCGCCGAGGUUAAGGUUGGCUUUGAGCACGCCCUCUCUAUUAUCCACAAAUGCAAACGCAGAAACCUAUUUUGGAAACUCUUCACCACCUGCAGCAAUGCAACCCAAUUUGUGGAGCUCUUCAACUGUUUAAAUGCUUCUAUCAGCGAUAUGAAAUGGCUGCUUUCCAUCUACAUGCCCCAAAGUUGCUCGACGCUGACGUACGAGAAACCAGUUAAGGUUAAGGUGUGGUCUUGCAUCGCCACCGUCAAAAUGGGGCGUGCAUUGGAAGAUCGCGUCCUGGCGUUGAAACAACUGGCAUCACUUGCUGAGCAAAACGAUGAGUAUAAGAACAUUAUUUAUGAAGAAAACGGGGUACCGUCUUUACAAAAGCUUUUAAAGGAGAAGAUAUCUUUGGAUGCUCAAAUCAUGGGUGUCAAAACACUUUGCCUUUUAGCUAACGAGAAGGAGAGGAAAAGGGUUAUUCUGAAGGAAAUGAUUUCUACAAUCUUAAGUCGUUCAUCAAGAACAUCGCUGGUUACGUUGCUGUCACCUGCAGAUGGUACUAAAUCGAAUCUGAAAUUGAAACUUAGUUGUUCUAGGGCUUUAUGGAUGCUUGUUCAAGGGAGCAUUUCAAAUUGUAAGACAUUGACGGAGACAAAAGGAAUGCUAUGCUUGGCUAAGUUGAUGAAAACGGAAAAAGAUGAAUUACAAUACAAUUGCUUAAUGAUUAUAAGAGAAAUCACAGCCAUUGCUGAAUCAAAUAAUGAAUUUAGACAUUCCACCUUUAAGAGUUCUUCUCCGGCUGCAAAGGCAGUUGUCGAUGAGCUAUUGAAGGUAAUCAAAGAAUUCGACAACAUGAAACUAAGAAUUCCGGUAAUCAAGUCAGUCGGUUCAUUGGCAAGGUCUUUUUCAAUGAAAGAGUGCCAAGUAAUUAGUCCACUGGUGGCCCGACUAGGCGAUAUGGACAGGGAAGUUGCAAUGGAAGCUUCUAUUGCUUUGCAAAAGUUUAUCUGCCCAAAUAAUUACCUCUUUUGCGAGCAUUCAGAGUCUAUAAUUGAAUCGAACGGCGUACCAUUGUUAAUCUAG
Messenger RNA from Gossypium arboreum, 1287 nucleotides. RefSeq lists its product as uncharacterized. The coding region runs from base 1 to 1287 and encodes 428 amino acids. Gene Ontology annotation, biological process: cell surface receptor signaling pathway. NCBI's taxonomy places the organism in Eukaryota, Viridiplantae, Streptophyta, Magnoliopsida, Malvales, Malvaceae. The record is from RefSeq and is a predicted model, not a curated record. The transcript is spliced from 2 exons.